ACCUCUCUAAGUUUACUGGCAUAUCUAGAGAAACAAGCUCUAAUAGAUGAAGAUAAUCUGACGUUACUGGAGAACCUCAUCAAAAAGACUGUACCUAGCCUAAUGAGAAAGAUAGAGGACUAUAAAAGAGAGAAGGCUGCUCAGGUAGUAACACCUCCGGUAGACAAGGAAACUGAGUCAUUGCAUCAAGGAGAGAAAGAAUUAAUUUCCUCAUCGGACAUUAAACAAUUAUGUGGAGCCUUACAGGAGGGGUGCUGGCAAAAUGAGCAGGCAAGGAGUAAUGAGUGCCUGAGGCUUGUGUUUCAUUGGCUUGGGUUCAAAGUACAUACAUAUGAUGAUGUGACUAAAGUACGCAUGGAAGAGGUUCUGCAGGAGCAAAAGGGUCACCCCGGCCAUGCUGAUGGGGACUGCUUUGUGUUCUGCGUUCUGUCCCAUGGGAAACCUGGAGCUGUCUAUUCCUCAGAUGGGGCCCUCAUUCCCAUUCGGGAGAUCAUGUCUCACUUCACAGCCCAGCAGUGCCCUGGACUGGCUCACAAACCUAAACUCUUUUUCAUCCAGGCCUGUCAAGGUAUAAAGGAGCAACCUUUCAUGUCCAUUGAAACAGAUGCUGUGAAUCCUGAGCACACGUCCCUUCUCCCCAAGGAUAGUAUUCCUGUUGAGGCAGAUUUCCUGCUCGGUCUGGCCACUGUCCCUGGUUAUGUAUCCUUUCGGCACCAGAAAGAAGGCAGCUGGUAUAUUCAGUCUCUGUGUAAUCAUCUGAAAAACUUGGUCCCAAGACAUGAAGACAUCUUAUCCAUCCUCACCGCUGUCAACGAUGAUGUGAGUCGACGAACGAGCCCAAGUGGAACAAAGAAACAGAUGCCCCAGCCUGCUUUCACACUAAGGAAAAAACUAAUAUUCCCUGUGCCACAGGGAGCUCUUGUAAUAGAGUAA
This is a messenger RNA of Galeopterus variegatus (Sunda flying lemur), 933 nucleotides long. RefSeq names its product caspase 10, apoptosis-related cysteine peptidase (gene CASP10). The transcript is spliced from 5 exons. Gene Ontology annotation, molecular function: protein binding; cysteine-type endopeptidase activity. NCBI's taxonomy places the organism in Eukaryota, Metazoa, Chordata, Mammalia, Dermoptera, Cynocephalidae. The record is from RefSeq and is a predicted model, not a curated record. Gene Ontology annotation, biological process: negative regulation of extrinsic apoptotic signaling pathway via death domain receptors; proteolysis. The annotation marks the transcript as partial.